Gadus chalcogrammus (walleye pollock) is the source of this 5642-nucleotide messenger RNA. Its product is annotated as period circadian protein homolog 2-like. Gene Ontology annotation, biological process: circadian regulation of gene expression; negative regulation of transcription by RNA polymerase II; entrainment of circadian clock by photoperiod. NCBI's taxonomy places the organism in Eukaryota, Metazoa, Chordata, Actinopteri, Gadiformes, Gadidae. Bases 206 to 4663 code for a protein of 1485 amino acids. The record is from RefSeq and is a predicted model, not a curated record. Gene Ontology annotation, cellular component: cytoplasm; nucleus. Gene Ontology annotation, molecular function: transcription corepressor binding; transcription cis-regulatory region binding. The transcript is spliced from 21 exons.
CCUAACCUCAGCCCUGUGCUUGCUUUACUGGUGCACCCCACCUCCCCUGCUGUCUGAGAACUCCAGCCCACUGCGCUUCCUGCACCCCAGCACGGACGGGCGUGCAAGAAACCAAGAGAGAGUCAGCUUCCGGCCGCAGGAAGAGGAAGAGGAGGAGGAGGAGGAGGAAGGCUCCCCCUGCAUCCCCAUCGGUCAGCUGCACCUCAUGGCCGGGUGCUACCCCGAGGGAAGCGGUGGACGGGACCGUCCCGAGCUGGAGCCGGCACUGGGCCUGGCGUCCGAGGGAAGCGAGAGCAGCCAGGAGUGCCCGGCCUCGCCUGGGUCGCCGCUCGAGAACAACAGGAAGCGGGCGCGGCCUGCCUUGCACGAGGACAUGGAGAUGGGGGGCAGCGGCUCCAGCGGAAGCGGGACAGAGUCCCAUGGCAACGAGUCCCACGGCAACGAUUCUCAAGGCAACGAGUCGGUCGGCAGCUCCAGCGGAAACGGCAAAGACUCCGCCCUGACAGAGUCUUCAGAAAGCAACAAGAGCUCCAACUCCCACAGCCCGUCUCCGCCCAGCAGCUCCACCGCCUUUAGCAUGCUGAGCUCUGAACAGGACCACCCGUCCACCAGCGGCUGCAGUAGCGAACAGUCGGCCAAAGCCAAGACGCAGAAGGAGCUGUUGAAGACGCUGAAGGACCUGAAGAUGCACCUGCCGUCUGAGAAGAGGAGCAAGGGGAAGUCCAGCACGCUCAACACGCUGAAGUACGCGCUGCGAUGCAUCAAGCAGGUCAAAGCCAACGAGGAGUACUACCAGAUGCUGAUGAUCAACGACAGCCAGCCCCCCGGGCCCGACGUUUCAUCUUACACCAUCGAGGAGAUCAACAGCAUCACCUCGGAGUACACACUGAAGAACACGGAUAUCUUCGCGGUGGCGGUGUCGCUCAUCACAGGGAGGAUCGUGUACAUCUCGGACCAGGCGGCCGCCAUCCUCAACUGCAAGCGGGAGGUGUUCCACAACGCCAAGUUCGUGGAGUUCCUGACGCCGCAGGACGUGGGCGUGUUCUACAGCUUCACCACGCCGUACCGCCUCCCCUCGUGGAGCACGUGCACCGGAGCAGAGUCGUCUCCCACAGAGUGUAUGCAGGAGAAGUCCUUCUUCUGCCGCAUUAGUGGGGGUAAGGAGCGCGAGGGGGCCCUGCGCUACUACCCGUUCCGCAUGACGCCCUACCUGAUGAAGGUGCAGGAUGCCCAGCUGGCUGAGGACCAGCUCUGCUGCCUCCUGCUGGCCGAGAGGGUGCACUCCGGCUACGAAGCGCCACGAAUCCCUGCCGACAAGCGCAUCUUCACCACCACACACACGCCCAACUGUGUGUUCCAGGACGUGGAUGAGAGGGCCAUCCCUCUGCUAGGCUACCUGCCCCAGGACCUGAUCGGGACCCCCGUGUUGCUCAACCUGCACCCCAGCGACAGGCCUCUCAUGUUGGCUGUACAUAAAAAGAUCCUGCAGUUCGCCGGCCAGCCCUUCGACCACUCGUCCACGCGCUUCCGCGCCAAGAAUGGCGAGUACGUGACCAUCGACACCAGCUGGUCGAGCUUCGUCAACCCCUGGAGCCGCAAGGUGUCCUUUGUGAUCGGCCGCCAUAAAGUCUGCAUGGGUCCCGUGAAUGAGGACGUGUUUGAUGCACCGGUGUUCCACGGAGGAAAGAUCAUGGACUCUGACAUCCAGGAAAUCAGUGAGCAGGUCCAUCGAGCGCUGCUGCAGCCGGUGCACCAAAUGGGCUCCAGCGGCUACGGGAGCCACGGGAGCAACGGCUCCCAUGAGCAGCUGCUGAGCGCGGGCUCGACCAGCGACAGCACGGGGGCCCUUGCUGGAGGCCCCGCCACCGCCACAGAGGAAGAGACGGCGCGGGCCAAGCCGCGCACCUUCCAGGAGAUCUGCAAGGGGGUGAUCAUGCUGAAGAACCAGGACCCCCAGGUGUGCCUGCAGCCACCCGCGCCCUGGACCCCCAGGCCCGAGCAGAGGCUGAAGGCCGCUGAUGCAUCCUUUCCGGCUGCACUGACGAAUCCCCUGGUCCGUCUGAAUGACCUGGUGCCCAAGGACAGUACUGCAGCCAGCAUGGAGGACCUCCCCUGUAAAGACCAGAGCGUUUACUCCUACCAGCAGAUCAGCUGCCUCGACAGUGUCAUCAGGUACCUGGAGAACUGCAACAUUCCCGGUACGGUGAAGAGGAAGUAUCAGUUCUCCUCCCACACCCCCUCCUCCUCCGACGAGGAAAAGAAGGGCUCGGAGAACGGUUUCCAAGGCCCGCAUGACACCCACCAAGGCUCCAUGAUGCUCAAGGGCCCCAAGAAGCCUCUGGCGGCCCUCCCCCUGGCCCGCAAGGCGGAGAGCGUGGUGUCCAUCACCUCUCAGUGCAGCUACAGCAGCACCAUCGUCCACGUGGGGGACAAGAAGCUCCAGCCCGAAUCUGAGAUCAUCGAGGACGUGGUGGAGAGCCCUGCGCCCCCUCCCCCACCCGCCAGCGUGGUGGAGUCCCCGCCCAGCCAGGAGAAGGAGGCCUACAGGCGCCUCGGCCUCACCAAGCAGGUGCUGGCGGCGCACACCCAGAAGGAGGAGCAGGCCUUCCUGACCCGCUGCCGGGAGCUCGGCGACGCCCACACCUUCCAGAAGGACUGCUCCACCUACCUGCACCGCCACCGCCGCGCCACCAACGCCGAAGAGUCCUCAGGGGCCCGGGGGCCACACAAGCAGGGCGCCGGCCAGCCCGAGCCCGGCGCCAGGAAGGGCGGCCGGAACAAGAAGUCAAAAAAGCCCCGCAUGAAGCGUCCCGACUCGUCGGACAGCGGCAUGUCCGACCGCAAGCCCCGCCCCCCUCUGCAGGGCCUCAACCAGACGUCCUGGUCACCGUCGGAGGCCUCCCAGUCGGCGUUCAGCGUCUCGUACCCGGCCCUGGUUCCGGGUUACCCGCUCUCCGUGUACGCCGCCGCCCAAGCCCGGUCGGCCUGCCCGGAAACCCCCCUCUCCAGCGGCUUCGCUGAGGUCCAGAGCAGCCAGGCUCCUCCCACCGCCAGGCCCUUCGCGGCUCCCAUCGUGGCGCCUGUGGUGACGCUGGUGCUGCCCAACUACCUGUUCCCUCAGAUGGCUCCGAUGGGCCAGAUGGCCGCGGCCCCGAGUCCGGCCUUCUUCCCUGAGCAGACGCAGCCCCAGCCGGCGUACACCGCCCAGACGGCCUACCAGCCCGCCUACCCCAUGCAGCCGCAGGCCCCCUACGCCACCCUGGCGCCCCAGCCCUUCGCCCCCAGACCGGCCUUCAUCCCCCAGCCUGCGUUCGUCCCCCCGCCCGCGUUCCUCCCCCAGCCGGCCUUCCUCCCCCAGCCGGCCUUCCUCCCCCAGCCGGCCUUCCUCCCCCAGCCGGCCUUCCAGGCCCCGCAGGCGGCCUACGCCUCCACACCGCAGCCUUUUCAGACGCAGCCCGCCUACAGCCCCCAGCCGCACUUCUCCCUCGCUCCCCAGGCGUCCUUUGGCGUCCAGACCCAGUUUGUGACGCAGGCCCCCUACCCGGCCAGGCCCUUUGCCUACGCCAUGCGCGCGGAGACCCCGACGGUCCCGGACCCCCGGGACGGGGCAGCGUCGCGCUCCUCCACGCCAUCGUCGGCCGGCCGCGAGCCCCCCGCCUCACCGGCCCCGCUCUUUGAGUCGCGCUGCAGCUCGCCGCUGCAGCUCAACCUGCUGAGCAUGGAGGAGAGACAGCGCUCAGCGGAGCGGCCGAACGCAGGGCCGCCGGCCGGACCGGGGCCCCCCGUGUGCGGGGAGAUGGGCGUGGCCCCCGCCGAGGACCUCCAUCAGGAGGAGUCGCCUGAGGACGAGGCCCAGAGCGACGGGAACCUGACCUCCAGCGACCUGCUGGACCUCCUGCUGCAGGAGGACUCCCGCUCCGGGACCGGCUCGGCCAGCUCCGGCUCCAUGGGCUCCGGGUCAGGGUCCGGGUCAGGCUCCCGGUCGGGGUUGGAGUCCGGGUCUGGCUCCCGGAGCUCCGGCUCCAGGAGCUCCGGCUCCAGGGGCUCUGGCUCGGGCUCCAGGUCGGGGGUGGGGUCCGGGUCAGGUUCGGGCUCCGGGUCCAACGGCUGCAGGACCUCAGCGAGCGGGGCAUCCGGGAGCAGAACUGGAAGCCGCAACACUAGCAAGUACUUUGGCAGCGUGGACUCCCUGGGGCCCGACCCCAGGGUAAAGGCCAGGGCCAAGCUGCGGGGCGAGGCCGGCUCGGAGGCCGGCCGGCCCCUUGCUCCGGGGGACCGGGAGAGGCUGCAGGAACCCCUGUGGUUUCUGGGGGCCAAUACUGGCGACCAGGUCAUGAUGACCUACCAGAUGCCUUCCAGAGACAUCCAGAAGGUUCUGCGGGAGGACAAAGAGCGGCUGAGGCUGAUGCAGAAGAGCCAGCCGUGCUUCUCGUCGGAGCAGUGGAGGGAGCUGGUGGAGGACCACCCCUGGAUGAGGAGGGGGGGCCUGCCCUCCACCAUCAAUGUCAAGGAGUGUGUGUACUGUGAAGACGCAGCCACGCACCCUUCUGCCGAGGAAGACCACCCAGAAAUGGACCUUGGGGACAGGGUAGAGGAGAAGGGCCGACAGGACCAGAUACAGCAGCCCCACGAGGCCGGACCUCAGCCCGACUUAGGGUCAUAGACCCCUACACACACACACACACACACACACACACACACACACACACACACACACACACACACACACACACACACACACACACACACACACACACACACACACACACACACGAGGGGAUGACAUGCACCAUUGCCAUGGCAUCAGAUGCUUACAUUACACCACAUGGAAUUACAUUGCACACACAUGCACCUGGGCAUCUCUAUAAACAUGAGGUAUAAACUUACGUGCCUUGGGGACUUGCAUGGCAACACUGUGCAUCGAACAAUUUCACGUGUGUGGAACUCUCCUCUUUGCGGCCAUUUGGGAUGGCGUUGAAGCUGUGUACACGUGUGUGUCUAUGUCUGUGUGUGUCCAGGAGCAAUUAUGUAUGAUAAAUAGGAAGAGGUGUACUGCAGACCGCAGUACCAAUCCCCUCCUUCCAGGGGGCAGUAUGCUCCAGAUUCUGAAGGCAUUGUCCAACACACUGUUCUCUGCUCAUGAAACACAAGCCCUCACACAUGUUCUCUCUAAUACCUUUGGUGCCCAACUUGCGUAGCUCAUGACUAUAAUCAUGCGAAAAUGCCUUCGUUUUUACGAGCUCAGGCUUAAUUGUAUUAUUGGUACUUUUAUUCAACUAAAAUGGAAAUAAUUUCUGAAUUUUAUUAAGGAAUUACAAAACAGAUUGCCACUUUACUAGGCAAAAUAUGCCCUUUACAGACUUUCUAUAUGUUCUGGGGACGGUCCUAGGCAGAGCGAUGAGGCUUUUUGGUGCAGGUUACCAAGCUCUCUAGUUGUUCCUUCCUGGGGCCAUGUAGCAUGGACAGGCUGUUCAGUGGCUAGUCUAAAUAUACGCUUAAAUCAAGAAAGUGUUUCAAUCAAACUCAUCCACUUAUCCCCGCCCUUUAUUUAUGUAUUGUUGCCGAGAAAGCACAGAAUUUUGACCAAAGCUCAGAAAGGUGGUUCGACCUUUUCAGCUCAGACUUACAGCCGAUGAUUUAUC